AUGGCUUCAAAGGAGCUUCAUCCAUCUUUAAUAUUUGCCCAGAGUGAAUAUAAGUUUGUUAAGCAGAUUAUGGGAGUACUUUUGGUUGCUGUUCUUAGACUACAAGAAGCUCAAUUCCCUUUAGUUCAAUACAUUACACGAGAGCUUUUAACAUGCUUAAUAAUGGAACAUGUAAUGAGACUCGCAAGCCCCGAGCGUAUUAAUGAGUUGAUUGAGGGUAUUUGUCUUGCUACCAAUAAGGGGGAGAAAGAAACAGUUGAUGAUCAGUCCAAUUUAUCAGAGCCAACUGAUGUAAUUCUCCUAGAUAUAUUUGGAAGAUCGAAUGAACCAACAUAUUCUGAAACUGCCCUGCUUCCCCUGGUCUCGUCUUCUAUACUUGACCUUAUUUCUCUUCUUAUCUGGAUUCCUAAAAUAGAGAAGCUGGAAAUUGAAGGGAAAGGUUUCCAUACAAACUUAUAUGCAGUUCGUGGUAAUUAUAGUGGAGGAAAAGAGGGCGAAACAGGAAGGAUCAUCAAACAUAUGAUCAACCUAUUUGGGCUAGGAUUGUCGGUUGCUCCUUCUCCUGCUCCUCCUCUUCCCCCAUCAUUUUCUUCCAUUAUGCAAAGGCUAAGGAGCAUGUGGUAG
Molecule: messenger RNA, 624 nt
Organism: Lactuca virosa
Lineage: Eukaryota; Viridiplantae; Streptophyta; Magnoliopsida; Asterales; Asteraceae
Source: the annotation of a GenBank genome assembly